GUCUUCAACUUUGAUGCAUCACACGUGAAAAUCAGUGACGUACACCUGCACAUGAACUUUGUACUCAUCCAUUUCACACACUCUUCAUCACCUUCUUCUUCUUCAGGCAAAGUCUUUGAGAGAAAGAGAGAGAUAUGGCAACGGAUGUGGCAGUGCUGAAGCAUGGUGAGGUGGCAGAAAAGGUGAUGAACCAAAGCAACGGCCAUGGCUGCUGCAAAUCAGGGCCUGGCUAUGCUACUCCACUUGAUGCCAUGUCUGGUCCCAAAGAGACUCUUCUUUAUGUCACUGCUCUCUACUCAGGAACUGGAAAGGAGAAGCCUGAUUAUCUGGCCACAGUGGAUGUGGAUCCAAACUCUCCAACUUAUUCAAAAGUUAUUCAUAGGUUACCUGUUCCUUAUUUAGGUGAUGAACUUCACCAUAGUGGCUGGAAUUCAUGCAGCUCUUGCCAUGGUGAUCCUUCCGCGGAUCGAAGAUAUCUGAUUUUACCUUCAUUGGUAUCCGGUCGAAUAUACGUGUUUGAUACAAAAACAAAUCCAAGGUCUCCAUCUUUGCACAAAGUUGUUGAGCCUGAAGAUAUCAUAAGUAAGACUGGAUUAGCAUAUCCACACACAACCCAUUGCCUUGCUUCCGGAGACAUAAUGAUCUCAUGCCUUGGAGAUAAAGAUGGAAAUGCUUCAGGAAAUGGAUUUCUUCUUCUUGAUUCAGAAUUUAAUGUGAAAGGAAGGUGGGAAAAACCAGGGCACAGUCCUCUAUUUGGGUAUGAUUAUUGGUACCAACCUCGCCAUAAGACUAUGAUAAGCACAUCGUGGGGCGCUCCUGCGGCGUUCACCAAAGGUUUUAACUUACAGGAUGUCUCUGAUGGCUUUUAUGGCAGACAUCUACAUGUAUAUAGCUGGCCUGAGGGUGAAUUGAGACAAACAUUAGACCUUGGUCAGUCAGGGCUUAUACCCUUGGAGAUAAGGUUUCUGCAUGAUCCUUCUAAAGACACAGGGUUUGUUGGUUGUGCAUUGUCAAGUAACAUGGUGCAGUUUUUCAAGACUGAUGAUGGAUCAUGGAGUCAUGAGGUUGCAAUAUCAGUGGAACCAUUGAAAGUGCAAAACUGGAUUCUUCCAGAGAUGCCUGGGCUUAUAACUGAUUUUCUGAUAUCUCUCGACGACCGGUUUCUGUACUUUGUGAACUGGCUUCAUGGUGAUAUAAGGCAGUAUAACAUUGAGGACCCCAAAAAUCCUGUGCUCAAAGGCCAAGUAUGGGUAGGGGGACUACUUUGGAAAGGAAGUUCCAUAGUCGCAAUAGCAGAAGAUGGUAACACUUGGCAAUCUGAAGUUCCAGAAGUUCAGGGAAACAAGUUGAGAGGAGGACCUCAGAUGAUUCAGUUGAGUUUAGAUGGGAAGCGGCUAUAUGUUACAAACUCUCUCUUUAGUGCAUGGGAUAAGCAGUUUUACCCUGAGCUUUUACAGAAAGGAUCACACAUGUUACAGAUUGAUGUGGAUACUGAGCAUGGUGGCCUGAAAAUCAACCCAAACUUCUUUGUUGACUUUGGAGCUGAGCCUGAUGGUCCCUCCCUAGCCCAUGAGAUGAGAUAUCCCGGUGGCGACUGCACUUCAGAUAUAUGGAUUUAAUUGCACAUUUUUAUGAUUGCUUGGUAAUAAAGUUAUCUUUCACAGUUAAAUGGUAAAGAAGUGUCUUUCAUGUAGCUUCAUACUAGUUACAUUUAUGUCAUCCAAAUUAAAAUCACCUCCAAAACUGGGAGCUCUUGCUCAAUUGAAUUGAUGAGUUGUCCUGUUUCUUCUA
This is a messenger RNA of Arachis stenosperma, 1791 nucleotides long. Its product is annotated as selenium-binding protein 3-like. Gene Ontology annotation, molecular function: selenium binding. Bases 135 to 1619 code for a protein of 494 amino acids. The record is from RefSeq and is a predicted model, not a curated record. The transcript has 7 exons. Lineage: Eukaryota; Viridiplantae; Streptophyta; Magnoliopsida; Fabales; Fabaceae.